CCUAACCGCGUUGGCUGAUACGUAUAUAAAUCACCAAAUCCCUCCGUUCCCAUCUCCAAUUUCAAACAACCUUGCUUUCACAUUUCCUCAGUCAAGCCAUUCAAUCAAAACUCAAAAGAAACCCAGUGUUGGUAUCAUGGAAAUCGGUUCUUUCACAUUUCUUUCUCCAGAAGAUUUUUCUUUUAACAACAGUAGCAGCAGUUAUUUCUCAUGGUUUAAGGAUUUGGAAAAUGGGUUCAAUGCGAACAGCCGGAAGAGGGGUAGAAAAGAUACUGAGGAAUCUUUAGUUGACGAAGAAUUGCAGAUGAGUGGGUUCAGAGAUAUACUUUCCUCGAUUUUGUUGUUGGACGAGGAAGCAAAGGAAGAGCAACACCAAUGGGUCGCUGACUCUGAUCAAGAAAGGGCUUUCUUCGAAGCCAAUUACAAGGAAAAAGUUCAAGAAAUGAAUUGCUAUUUCGACCAUCUCCAAAAUCAUUACUCUGAAAUGGACGAGUUGGAUAGUUACAGAAACAAACGCGCCCGUCAAUCCAGUUCAGCAGUUGCUGCUGCCGCGGUGGCGGCGGUUUCAGCUGGUAAUUCGGACAAUAUGGGUCCAUCCGAAUCGAGCAGCGGAUUCGGACAGCAGAAGCGGUUAUGGGUAAAAGAUCGAUCAAAGGACUGGUGGGAUAAAUGCAAUCACCCGGAUUUCCCCGAUGAGGAGUUUAAACGCGCUUUUCGGAUGAGUAAAGCCACGUUCGAUAUGGUCUGCGAGGAGUUGGAACCGGUGGUGAUGAAAAAGAACACGAUGCUUCGUGACGCCAUCCCAGUUCGUCAGCGCGUGGCGGUUUGUAUUUGGAGGUUAGCCACGGGUGAGCCACUUAGGAUGGUAUCGAAGCGAUUCGGAUUGGGGAUUUCAACUUGUCAUAAGCUGGUAUUGGAGGUUUGCACAGCCAUAAAAUCCGUUUUGAUGCCAAAAUUUGUUCAAUGGCCUGACGAGAACAAAAUGAAGAGGAUUAAACAGGAAUUUGAGUCAAUCACUGGCAUUCCAAACGUGGGUGGUUCAAUGUACACUACUCACGUUCCAAUCGUUGCACCAAAAACCAACGUCGCGGCGUAUUUCAAUAAAAAACAUACGGGGAGGAAUCAGAAAACUUCAUAUUCCAUUACCCUUCAAGGAGUUGUCGAUGAAAAAGGAGCUUUCACUGAUGUUUGCAUCGGAUGGCCUGGUUCGAUGUCCGAUGAUCUAGUUCUGGAAAAGUCAGCCAUUUCCCAAAGAGCCACCAGGGGGCUUUUGAAGGAUCUUUGGGUCGUAGGAAGCAAAGGGUAUCCUUUAAUGGACUGGGUUUUGGUCGCUUACACUCACCAGAAUCUAACUUGGGCACAACACGCUUUUAAUGAGAAAAUUGGGGAGAUUGAAAAGGUGGCAAAGGAAGCAUUUGCGAGAUUGAAAGGGAGGUGGGCAUGUCUGCAAAAAAGAACCGAGGUUAAGCUUCAAGAUUUGCCUGUUGUGCUGGGAGCUUGCUGUGUUUUGCAUAAUAUUUGUGAGAUGAGAAAUGAGGAAAUAAACCCUGAGCUUCAAUUCCAGCUUUUCGAUGAUGAGAUGAUCCCAGAGAACAAUUUGAGGUCUAUGACUUGCGUACAAGCUAGGGAUCACAUUGCUCACAAUUUGUUGCAUCAUGGCUUUGGUGGCACUGGUUUUCUAUAGUGGUUUAUUAUUAUUAUUACUACUACUAUUGAUUUAGAAAUCAUUUUGUAGUAUUUUAGAUUUUGCUUGUAAUUCUUUUUGGCUAUGGCAAUAAAUAAUUUACAUAACAUA
Durio zibethinus is the source of this 1795-nucleotide messenger RNA. Lineage: Eukaryota; Viridiplantae; Streptophyta; Magnoliopsida; Malvales; Malvaceae. The record is from RefSeq and is a predicted model, not a curated record.